Colletotrichum higginsianum IMI 349063 is the source of this 429-nucleotide messenger RNA. RefSeq lists its product as uncharacterized. Lineage: Eukaryota; Fungi; Ascomycota; Sordariomycetes; Glomerellales; Glomerellaceae. The record is from RefSeq and is a predicted model, not a curated record. The transcript has a single exon. Bases 1 to 429 code for a protein of 142 amino acids.
AUGAACAAAUACUUUAUGGAAAAGGCCGACUUUGGCUAUUACAAAGACGAGGCGGCAACAACCGUUAUUCCCCAAUCGGAGCUGAUCGCCGGCGAUUUCGAGAAGCACAAGGUCGUAUGGUUAUCGACCGACUCGCACUACCACCAUUGCAUGUAUAUCGUUAACGGCUCGAGUCGCGCCCAUUCGCGCAUGGGCUUUGUCUUCCUGGACAGUUACCUAGACCAGUGGCACCUACAGCAUUGCAUCAGCGUCAUCAUGGAGCCCCGCCCGCCCUUGCCCUUUCAGCGCAUGGCCACACCUAUGAUGGCAGCCUUCCUCGCCGAACAUCGCUGUUACCUUCGCGACCUAUCGCCCACGCCCCCUGAUAACCCUGGUGCAAUUACGACUGCAUUAACACAUCCGCAAAUAGAGUCCCAGAUGUACAAUUAA